This is a messenger RNA of Phodopus roborovskii (desert hamster), 1569 nucleotides long. RefSeq names its product adherens junctions associated protein 1 (gene Ajap1). Bases 242 to 1474 code for a protein of 410 amino acids. Gene Ontology annotation, molecular function: beta-catenin binding. The transcript has 6 exons. Gene Ontology annotation, cellular component: cell-cell contact zone; cytoplasmic side of plasma membrane; adherens junction. Lineage: Eukaryota; Metazoa; Chordata; Mammalia; Rodentia; Cricetidae. The record is from RefSeq and is a predicted model, not a curated record.
GGGAGAAUGUGCGUCCCCGCGGGCCGGCCCGCCUGAGCCAUGCGCCCCCUCGGCGGCGGAGCGCCGGCCGGCAUGGAGCCCCACUCGGCCGCACUCUGACUCGCUGUACGCCCCGCGGCCGGCGGGCGGCGGCGGCCCGAAGCCGGGGAGCGGCGCCACGGGACGGGAGCGAGCGGGCGCGAGCGCCGCGCAGAUGGCCGGGGCAAGCAAGGUCUGAGGCUCGGCUCCCUGAAACGUGACCAUGUGGAUCCAACAGCUUUUAGGACUCAGCUCCAUGUCCAUCCGCUGGCCCGGCCGCUCUCUGGGAAGCCAUGCCUGGAUACUGAUAGCCAUGCUACAGCUCGCAGUUGACUUCCCGUCCUGUGACUCGUUAGGCCCAGGGCCUGAGUUCCGGCUCCUUUCGCGUCCACAGAGGCCCCAGCGGCUGUGGAGUCUGCGAAGUGGACCCCCAACAAGGCUACCAACGCCAGCCUGGAGUCCCCGUGCUGCCCGGGCCGAACGUGCCCAUGGGCCCAUACAGAUGCAGACUCCCCGUGCUCGGAGGGCUCACAGGCCCAGGGACCAGGUGGCCACCCUCGGACCCAAAGGGGGACUCACCAAGCCCCCAGCUGCCACGGGAUCCAGCCCUUCCCUCACCUCUGCGUCGGCCUCAUCCUCCAUGGUGGCUGCUGGCACAGCAGAGCAUCAGAGCCUCUUAAGGCGGGGUAGGAGGCACACACAUGACACGGGGUUCAACGAUUUCAACUUCCGGGGCGGCAGGCCCACGACAGAGACAGAGUUCAUAGCCUGGGGGCCUACUGGGGAUGAGGAAGCCCUAGAAUCCAAUACUUUCCCUGGUGGAUUCGGCCCCACCACGGUGUCCAUCUUGCAAACACGGAAGACGACUGUGGCCACCACCACCACCACCACCACCACGGCCACCGCCAUGACACUGCAGACUAAGGGGGUCACUGAGUUCCUAGAUCCCUGGAAAAGGACCCCUGUUGGGGUUAGCACAACAGAGCCUUCCACCAGUCCCAGCAACGACAGGAAAGACAUCCAGCCCCCAAGGAUCUUGGGGGAGACCUCAGGUCUGGCUGUACAUCAGAUCAUCACCAUCACCGUCUCCCUCAUCAUGGUCAUCGCUGCACUCAUCACAACUCUUGUCUUAAAAAAUUGCUGUGCCCCAAGUGGGCACACUCGGAGGAACAGCCACCAGCGGAAGAUGAACCAGCAGGAGGAGAGCUGCCAGAACCUAACGGACUUCACCCCGGCCCGGGUGCCCAGCAGCGUGGACAUCUUCACGGCCUACAAUGAGACGCUGCAGUGUUCUCACGAGUGCGUCAGGGCGUCCAUGCCCGUGUAUGCCGAUGAGACCCUGCACUCGACUGGGGAGUACAAGUCCACCUUCAAUGGAAACCGAUCCUCGUCUGCAGAUCGGCAUCUCAUCCCUGUGGCCUUUGUGUCUGAGAAAUGGUUUGAAAUCUCCUGCUGACUGGCCGAAGGCUUUUUACCUCCUGAGGACGGGGCAGACGCCAUGUGUCUGUUUCAUGGGUUCCAUUGGUGAACUUGUACAAACAAAACGAAAAA